AUGUCGAUAUCAACGAUAAACUCUUCUGUUAAAGUGGGGCCAUUGAGCGUUCCUGAGCCACCACCACAGAAGAAAGCUUCAAAAGAUAAUGCCAUAAAGAAAUACACGCCUCAUAAUUUUGUUACCUAUGUGUAUCAAACAAAAUUAGGAGAUUCAUUUCGUAGUGUAGCAUUGACAUGGUGCAAGAACCUCAUAGAACAUAGCCUUUCUAUGAUUGUGGAAAAACCUUUUGACGAAGAGAAAUUUACGUGCAAGAUUGAUAUAGCAUCUGGACAAUCUUGGGGGAAAAAAGGUCUGAAAUCGUUUGAAAUAGAAGGGUCGAGAGUAGAUAUUUAUUGGGAUUUUCGAGAUGCGAAAUUCUCCAAUAGUCCACAACCUAGCUCCGGCUAUUAUGUUGCCUUGAUUUACAAGAAAAAGGUACUUUUGUUACUUGGAGAUUUAGACAAUGAUGCUUAUGAAAGAACCAAAUCAAAACCAUCCUUAGAAGAAUCUACAUUGUUAUGCAAGAAAGAGAAUGUGGAAGGGAAAACAUUGUUUUGUAUCAAGGCUAUGUUGGAAGAGGGUAAACCAGAACACGAUGUGGUUAUCGAGACGUCCCUUUCUGGGCCGGAUGAUCCAGAAAUGUGGAUUAGUAUAGAUGGGAUAUUGGCUAGUAGAAUAAUGAACUUGAAUUGGAAAUUCAGAGGAAAUGAAUUUGUAAUGGUCAAUAAUUUACCAGUACAAAUACUUUGGGAUGUGCAUGAUUGGUUGUUCAAUGACCUUGGUUCAGGCCCUGCCUUGUUUAUUUUCAAGCCAGGAUUCAUGGAACAUCGUGCUAUUGAUUCUAAUGAAGACUUAGUAGAUGAUAAUUCACCUGCAAGAAGUUUUUUUCAUUUUCUAUAUGCUUGGAGAAUUGAUUGA
This is a messenger RNA of Lathyrus sativus (Indian pea), 900 nucleotides long. NCBI's taxonomy places the organism in Eukaryota, Viridiplantae, Streptophyta, Magnoliopsida, Fabales, Fabaceae. The record is from the annotation of a GenBank genome assembly.